GCAACCUCUUCUUCCUCCUCUUUCUCUCCGGCCGUCACUGAUCAGAUUCACCUCUUCAGUCUCUUCCCCUUUGGUUUGAGUUAGAUAUUAUAUUUUUCUUAUUUUUCAUUUUUCUUAUUGUGACAGUUAUAUAAGUAAUACAUAUUUUAUUUUAUUUUGCAUGAACUCAAAAAAAUACACGCAAAUCCUAACACCCAUGUUUCUGUUUCUUUGAUAUAUUCACACACUUUCAGGAUUAAGAAUUGAAGAAAGUGUCGAAAAAGUUUGUUUUUUUUUUUUAGUUUUGUUUUGUUUAACAAAGAAAAGAACAUGAGGUGGGAAAAGGUGAAGGGAAUAGGAGGAGAAGAAGGGCCAGGGAAGAGGUGGGGCCACACGUGUAACGCGGUUAGAGAUGGCAGAUUCCUUUAUCUCUUCGGCGGUUACGGCAAAUUUAACUGUCAGACCAACCAAGUUCAUGUCUUCGACACUCUGAAGCAGAGUUGGAGUGAACCAGCAAUUAAGGGCCCCCCACCUACUCCUAGGGACAGCCAUAGUUGCACUGUAAUUGGUGAUAGUCUGUUUGUGUUUGGGGGUACAGAUGGGUCCAAGCUACUGAAUGAUUUGCACAUACUAGAUACUUCUUCACAUACAUGGGUUUUUCCAACUGUGAGAGGGGAAGCACCAGAUGCACGUGAGGGUCAUGAUGCAGCACUUGUUGGCAAACGACUAUUUAUGUUUGGUGGUUGUGGGAGAUCUGCUGAUAACAUUAAUGAGGUGUACUACAAUGACCUUUACAUAUUGAAUACAGAAUUGUUCGUUUGGAACCGUGCUACAACAUCAGGCACUCCACCAUCUCCUCGUGAUGGCCAUACUUGCUCAUCUUGGAGAAACAAAAUUAUUGUGAUAGGUGGGGAAGAUGAAAAUGAUUCUUAUCUGUCUGAUGUCCACAUCCUAGAUACUGAUACUCUAAUCUGGAGUAAACUGUGUACGUCAGGCCAAUUGUUGCCACCUCGAGCUGGUCAUUCUACGGUUUCUUUUGGAAAGAACUUGUUUGUUUUUGGGGGCUUUACAGAUGCUCAAAGCCUAUACAACGACCUGUAUAUGCUCAACAUUGAGACUUGUGUGUGGACGAAGGUGGCAAUUACACCUAAUGGUCCUUCUGCUAGAUUUUCUGUUGCUGGUGACUGUUUAGACCCAUAUAUGAGUGGUGUUCUUGUGUUUGUUGGUGGUUGUAAUAGAAAUCUGGAAGCCCUGGAUGAUAUGCAUUACCUAUACACAGGGAUUGCACGGGAAAGUGAACAGCGACCAAAGAAGUUAUCCUUAAGGAAGCAAUUGAAGCUGAAAUGUCUAGAACAGAAUCCCAAUCUUGUCCAAAACCCAGUUCUGUGUGGAUAUGGAGUGGGUGCUGACAGUAACCAGCCCAUGUCAAUCUUGAACUAUAGCCAACCAAGUAGACUAUAUAUCCCAGUAAAUCAACCCCUGCCUCCUGGAAAGAAAAUGUUUCAAGCCAACGUUAAGGGAAAAAACUCAGCAGGAUAUACUAUUGAAACCGUUAUUGAUGGAAAGCCUCUUCAUGGAGUUCUGUUUAAAAACCAGCCAAACACUCUUAUUCCAGUUCCUAAUACUUCCAGUAGGAAAAGGACUUUUAGUGAAAUUUUAAGUCCUGCUUCAAAUGGUAUACAUUCACACAAUGUAAUGGCUUAUAAGGUGCUCAGGCAGGACGGAAUGCAAGAUAAACAGGAAUUACGGGGAGAGAGUUCAGAAUCUCAUGAACGCCAUAAGGAAGCUGAUACUAUUGUUGUAUCAAGUAACCCGACAACUGCUGCCAAGUCCAUUAAGGUUUCUGUCAACCCAGAACCAGAAGCUGUUUCUAUGGAUCAAAAUGGUGAUGAAAAAAAUGACACACCAAAAUCCUUAAUUGAGAGCUUGAAAAAUGAUGGAUCCAAUGAUGUGACCAGUUCCAAAGGUGAAGUUCAAAUUGGUGGUCAAAUACAUGUGCCAGUUUCCAACUAUGAAAUUCCAAGACAAAUGAGUGAUGCACCAAACUGUAAUGCUGAUGUCCUGAAACCUGCAGCAGCUAAGAGUGCUGUGUGUCCACCAAAUCAAGGUGUAACAGGGGAUUGCACAACUCCAAGGACAGAAGGACACAAUGAACAAGCAAAAUUAACUUGAAUUCAGGCGUUUGUACAUUCCUCUUCUGAAGGUGACAACAGAUGCACAUAACAGUUUAUUACAGACAAAAGUGCUAACUGGUGGGAUAUACUGUUACCUAGACAGGCAUUGAUCUUAAAUUUGUUGAGAAAAACCAUUGUUACCUUAGGUAUAGGGGUAGUAUUAGAAUUUUUUGUCUGAAAGACUGAAACUAAUGAGUUUUUCCGACAUUAAACUUGUCUUCAUUCAUUGUAGGAAAAAAGAUAUAGUUAGGAGGUUGACUGUAGUUGCCAACUUUUUAUUUAUUUUUUCCUGUUUUGUGGGCAUCAUCAAUGGAGGAAUCUUGUUUUCAUUUAUCUUGUCUUAGAGGUAGUUUUAGGCGUUUCUGUUCGUCCAUUUGGUGAGAUAAUAUCUGUUUGAAUUUAUGUUGCAAAA
Glycine soja is the source of this 2565-nucleotide messenger RNA. RefSeq lists its product as uncharacterized. The transcript is spliced from 11 exons. The record is from RefSeq and is a predicted model, not a curated record. Gene Ontology annotation, molecular function: protein binding. Bases 310 to 2151 code for a protein of 613 amino acids. NCBI's taxonomy places the organism in Eukaryota, Viridiplantae, Streptophyta, Magnoliopsida, Fabales, Fabaceae.